AUGUCUACAUGGGUUGUUGAUCUUCCUGUUGAAUUAGAAGGCAAGGAGAAUCAAUUGAAAGCAUUUCUUAAAAAAUUAUCACUCGAAGACAAGUUUAAGAAUUUCCAAUCAAAUGGUUUGAGUCAAAUUGAACACCUACAGGAUAUUCAUGAAAAGGAUAUUGACAUGUUAGGUUUGACAGUAUUUGAAUGGAGACGACGUGAGAUCACCACUUGGAGAAGUGAAGAAGAAAGUGCGAAAAUUGGUAAUGCCAAAACAAGUGUUGCUGCAUUCAAAACAUCUUCGGCAUCUCAGCAUCUGCAGUCAUAUCCUUGCCCAACUCUUUGAGUAAUUUCUUUGGGACUCGAGAUGGACAAGGGAACAUAGUCGUCUCUAUUGAAUCCUUAAAGAGAAAGUACAAGGCUCUAUGGUAUGAGAAUCCUGUCAAUCCAACUCAAAUAUUCUCCAACUCAUUUAUUCUACAAAUGGCAGAACAACGGAUGCAAUUUGAGAAGACCCUCCGUAGCUGGGAAUUAUGGUGCAGAAAACAAAGGUCAACACGAAUUUCUUUUUUGCUGGCAUUGGCAAAAACACCUGUGAUUUCAACGUGGAAUCAAUACUACAAGUCGCAAAGUAUUAUGGGAAAGUGUGAAAUAUUAGAAAGGCAACACCCUGCAGUAGCAUCAUUUUUGGAAAACAGAGUCAGAGAGGAAUCAUCCAAUGUGCCAUCAAAAGCCAUGUAUGAAAAUAUCUGCCAGUAUGUUGCAAAACUUGAAGAGGUCAGUACCUUUUCAACCAAUACCCUACAGAAGUGUGAUACUGAGAUGGCUAAAUGCAGCCCUGCUGGAGUACCCAAAAAAG
Molecule: messenger RNA, 840 nt
Organism: Paramuricea clavata
Lineage: Eukaryota; Metazoa; Cnidaria; Anthozoa; Malacalcyonacea; Plexauridae
Source: the annotation of a GenBank genome assembly